AUGGCCCCCGAAAACGAAAAGUCCGUCAGCGAGAAGCCGGUGGUCGAAAAGGCCCCCAGCAACGGCGGCCACUCUUCCGAUAGAGCCUCCUCCAACGGCGAGUCGACAGAGGUGGAUGCGCCUGGCCAGCCCAAGACCAAGUCCGUCGCUCUCGAGAAGGCCGACUCCAAGGUCGUCGCGCCCAAAGAACCGAACGAUGACCCCUACAAGCACCUCCCCGAGCACGAGGCCUCGAUCCUCAAGCGCCAGGUCACCACGCCCGAGAUCAAGGCCGGCAUGCUCACCCUGUACCGCUACUCUUCCACGAACGACCUCAUUAUCCUCGCCGUUUCGUCCUUCAUGUCCAUCGCCGUGGGCGCCGCCCUGCCGCUCAUGACCGUCAUUUUCGGAAACCUGCAGGGCACCUUCCAGAACUACUUCAACGAAUUCCCGCCCACCGACGACGCCAAGAGCACAUUCAAGAGCGAGAUGGCCCAUUUGGUUCUGUACUUUGUCUACCUCGCCAUUGGUGUGUUCGUGGCGCAGUAUGUCACCACCGUUGGCUUCAUUUACACGGGAGAGCACAUUAGCGCCAAGAUUCGCGAGCAUUAUCUCGAGAGCUGCAUGCGUCAGAACAUUGGCUUCUUCGACAAGCUGGGCGCUGGAGAGGUCACGACUCGAAUUACCGCCGACACGAACCUGAUCCAGGACGGUAUUUCCGAAAAGGUCGGCCUGACCUUGGCCGCAAUUGCGACCUUUAUUUCGGCCUUUGUCAUUGGUUUCGUCCACUACUGGAAGCUCACGCUCAUUCUGCUGUCCACCGUUGUGGCGCUGCUUCUAAGCAUGGGAGGUGCUUCAUCCUUUAUUGUCAAGUACAGCAAGCAGUCGAUCGAGUCCUACGCCCACGGAGGCAGUCUUGCCGACGAGGUCAUCAGCUCCAUUCGCAACGCCGUGGCCUUUGGCACCCAGGACCGCCUGGCGAAGCAGUACGACGAGCAUCUCACCAAGGCCGAGUUUUACGGCUACAAGGUCAAGGCCACGAUCGGUGUCAUGGUUGCUCUCAUGAUGACCAUUCUGUACCUCAACUACGGUUUGGCUUUCUGGCAGGGAAGCAAGUUUCUCAUCGACGACGGCAUCAAGCUGUCCAACAUCCUGAUUAUCAUGAUGUCCAUUAUGAUCGGUGCCUUCAACCUUGGAAACGUCGCCCCCAACGUCCAGGCCUUCACCACCGCCAUCGCUGCGGCUGCCAAGAUCUACAACACCAUCGACCGUGUUUCUCCCCUGGACCCGUCCAGCGAUGCCGGCGAGAAGAUUGAGAAGCUUGAGGGUACGAUUCGCCUCGAGAACAUCAAGCACAUCUACCCGUCCCGCCCCGAGGUCACUGUUAUGGAGGAUGUUACCCUCACCAUUCCUGCCGGAAAGACCACAGCUCUUGUCGGUGCGUCUGGUUCCGGAAAGAGUACCAUCGUCGGUCUCGUCGAGCGCUUCUACGACCCCGUCCGCGGAAAGGUGUUCCUCGACGGCCACGAUAUCAGCACCCUGAACCUGCGUUGGCUGCGUCAGCAGAUGGCUCUUGUCAGCCAGGAGCCCACUCUCUUCGGCACCACCAUCUACCAGAACAUCAGGUACGGACUGAUCGGCACCAAGCACGAGAACGCCGGCGAGGCGGAGCAACGCCAGUUGAUCGAGAACGCCGCCAAGAUGGCCAAUGCCCACGACUUCAUCACAGGUCUUCCCGAGGGUUACGAGACCAACGUCGGUGAGCGCGGUUUCCUGCUCUCUGGCGGCCAGAAGCAGCGUAUCGCCAUCGCCAGAGCCGUCGUGUCUGACCCCAAGAUUCUCCUUCUCGAUGAGGCAACCUCCGCUCUUGACACCAAGUCUGAGGGUGUGGUCCAGGCAGCUCUCGAGGUCGCCUCCGAGGGCCGCACCACCAUCACGAUUGCCCACCGUCUGUCAACCAUCAAGGAUGCCCACAACAUUGUCGUCAUGUCCAACGGAAGAAUCGUCGAGCAGGGAACCCACGACGAGCUUCUCGAGAAGCAGGGAGCCUACUACAACCUCGUCAGCGCCCAGAACAUCGCCCGCGUCAACGAGAUGGAUGCUGAGGAGGAAGCCGCCAUUGAUGCUGAAGACGACGAGCUCAUCCGCAAGAAGUCCCGCGUUUCCGAGAAGGGCGAUUUCGUUCCCGACCCCGAGGACAACAUUGCCGCCAAGCUCGCGCGUACCUCCACCACCAAGUCCCUCUCCAGCAUUGCUCUUCAGGGCAAGAAGGAAGACGGCGAGGUCAAGUACGGCCUCUGGACUCUGAUCAAGCUCAUCGGCUCGUUCAACAAGCAGGAAUGGCACCUGAUGCUCGUCGGUCUCUUCUUCUCCAUCAUCUGCGGUGGUGGUAACCCCACCCAGGCCGUCUUCUUCGCCAAGCAGAUCAUGACCCUCUCGGUCCCUGUCACCCCCGAAAACGCUCACCAGAUGAAGAAGGAUUCCGACUUUUGGAGCGCCAUGUACCUUAUGCUCGCUGGUGUUCAGUUCAUCGCGUUCGUCAUCCAGGGUGUCCUGUUCGCCAAGUGCUCCGAGAGGCUGGUUCACCGCGUCAGAGAUCGGGCUUUCCGCACGAUGCUUCGCCAGGACGUUUCCUUCUUUGACAAGGACGAGAACACCGCCGGUGCGCUCACCUCCUUCCUCUCGACUGAGACGACACAUCUUGCCGGACUCAGCGGUGUCACUCUCGGCACGUUGCUCAUGGUGUCUACCACUCUGAUUGCUGCUCUGGCUCUCGCCAUCGCCAUCGGGUGGAAGCUAGCGUUGGUCUGCACAGCGACGAUUCCCAUCCUCAUCGGCUGUGGUUUCUUCCGUUUCUGGAUGCUCGCGCAUUUCCAGCGCCGCUCAAAGACCGCCUACUCCAACUCUGCCAGCUACGCGUCCGAGGCCAUCUCGGCCAUCCGCACUGUCGCCUCGCUCACUCGCGAGAAGGACGUCAUCCGCCAGUACCAGGCUUCGUUGGCUGUUCAGCAGCGCGCAAGUUUGAUGUCCAUCCUCAAGUCCAGCUUGCUCUUCGCCGCCUCGCAGUCCUUCAUGUUCCUGGCCUUCGCCCUCGGUUUCUGGUAUGGCGGUACUCUCAUCGCCGACCUCGAGUACAACAUGUUCCAGUUCUUUGUGUGUUUCUCGGCCGUCAUCUUCGGCGCCCAGUCUGCCGGCUCCAUCUUCUCCUUUGCUCCCGACAUGGGCAAGGCGCACCAGGCUGCCAACGAGCUGAAGAUCCUCUUUGACCGCAAGCCCACCAUCGACACCUGGUCCGAGGACGGCGCCGCCCUCGACUCCGUCGACGGCACGAUCGAGUUCCGCGACGUCCACUUCCGCUACCCCACCCGCCCCGAGCAGCCCGUCCUCCGCGGGCUGAACCUGUCGAUCCACCCCGGACAGUACGUCGCUCUCGUCGGCGCGUCCGGCUGCGGAAAGUCGACCACCAUCGCCCUGCUCGAGCGCUUCUACGACCCCCUGUCCGGCGGCAUCUACAUCGACGGCAAGGAGAUCAGCUCCCUCAACGUCAACCAGUACCGCUCCUUCAUCGCCCUCGUCAGCCAGGAGCCUACCCUCUACCAGGGCACGAUCAAGGAGAACAUCCUGCUCGGCGCCGCGUCCGAGGUCACCGACGCGGCCAUCGAGCACGCCUGCCGCGAGGCCAACAUCUACGACUUCAUCGUCUCGCUGCCCGAGGGCUUCAACACCGUCGUCGGCAGCAAGGGCGCCCUCCUGUCUGGUGGCCAGAAGCAGCGCAUCGCCAUCGCCCGCGCGCUCAUCCGUGACCCCAAGAUCCUACUCCUCGACGAGGCCACGUCGGCGCUCGACUCCGAAUCGGAGCACGUCGUGCAGGCCGCCCUCGACAAGGCCGCCAAGGGCCGCACGACCAUCGCCGUCGCCCACCGUCUGAGCACUAUCCAGAAGGCCGACAUCAUCUACGUGUUCGACCAGGGCCGCAUCGUCGAGCAGGGCACCCACGCCGAGCUGAUGAAGAAGAACGGCCGCUACGCCGAGCUGGUCAACCUCCAGUCCCUGGAGAAGAACCGGUGA
Molecule: messenger RNA, 4047 nt
Organism: Colletotrichum gloeosporioides
Lineage: Eukaryota; Fungi; Ascomycota; Sordariomycetes; Glomerellales; Glomerellaceae
Product: Leptomycin B resistance protein pmd1
Exons: 3
Coding region: 1-4047 (1348 amino acids)
Biological process (GO): transmembrane transport
Cellular component (GO): membrane
Molecular function (GO): ATP binding; ABC-type transporter activity; ATP hydrolysis activity
Source: RefSeq, a predicted model, not a curated record